UUCUUUGUUUUCCUAAGGUCAUUCGUAGCAAAGAAAAAAAAAACGAAGGAAGAAAUUAGCGAGAUUGCAUCGAAAAUCUCACACAAAAUUAGCACCACCAAAGAAAUCCGCACUCGUCGAUCGCUGGCUCCUUGUUGAACGGAACUGCUUCGGGAAAAUGGCUUUCACCGCGAAUGAUGUGAGAAUAAGCGAUGAUUCGAAGGAAUUGUACUUCGACAAGCACGUAGAUUACAUCGCAAACCAUGGCAACGACAAGAAUGAUUAUGAGUAUUGCAUGACAGAAUUCCUCCGAAUGUCCGGAAUAUACUGGGGUGUCACCGGGCUGGACCUGAUGAACGAACUUGGCCGACUGGACAAGCAAUCCAUCAUAGAUUUCGUUAAAAAGUGCCAGUGCCCGACGAGCGGCGGUAUUGCCGCUUGCGAAGGUCAUGAUCCCCACAUUCUCUACACGCUGAGCGCUAUUCAGAUCCUGAUCAUCUACGAUUGUCUGGACGCGAUCGAUACGGACAUGGUGGCAAAGUAUGUGGCCUCACUGCAACAGCUUGAUGGGAGCUUUUUCGGAGACAAGUGGGGUGAGGUGGACACUCGGUUUUCCUUCUGCGCCGUGGCCAUUUUGAGCCUGAUCGGUCGAAUGGACGUGAUGGACGUGGAUAAGGCAGUGGCGUUCGUUAUGUCCUGCUGCAACGCGGACGGAGGCUUUGGGUCGAAACCGAACGCCGAAAGCCAUGCCGGAUUAAUCUACUGCUGCGUUGGCUUUCUCUCCAUAACGGACCAACUGCAUCGGUUGGACUGUGAGCGUUUGGCUUGGUGGCUCUGCGAACGGCAGCUGCCGAGCGGAGGCCUCAACGGACGGCCCGAAAAGUUGCCCGACGUGUGCUAUUCGUGGUGGGUGUUGGCUUCCCUCACGAUCAUCGGACGGUUGCAUUGGAUCAGUUCGGAAAAGUUGGAAAAUUUCAUCCUCUCGUGCCAGGACGCGGAAACGGGUGGGUUUGCCGAUCGUACCGGUAAUCUGCCGGACAUUUUCCACACCCUGUUCGGGCUGGGCGCUCUCUCGCUGCUGGGCGAUAAGCGACUGAAGCCGGUCAACCCGACGUUUUGCAUGCCACAGUACGUCAUCGAACGGUGCAACCUGAAGCCGAAAGUGAUCGUGCUGUAAAAGGAUGUCGUACGAAGGCGCCACAAUGUUUUUGGCUGACUUCUUUCUGUUUUUAUUUCACACCAAUGCAACUAUUAAAGUGAUGAUUAGACAAUGAAAAU
Molecule: messenger RNA, 1257 nt
Organism: Anopheles stephensi (Asian malaria mosquito)
Lineage: Eukaryota; Metazoa; Arthropoda; Insecta; Diptera; Culicidae
Gene: betaggt-II
Product: geranylgeranyl transferase type-2 subunit beta
Exons: 4
Coding region: 158-1156 (332 amino acids)
Biological process (GO): protein geranylgeranylation
Cellular component (GO): Rab-protein geranylgeranyltransferase complex
Molecular function (GO): Rab geranylgeranyltransferase activity
Source: RefSeq, a predicted model, not a curated record